UUGUCUUAUGUGAGAGGUUAUUGUAUUUGGUCACCAACCGUUUAAUGUUUCUAAAAGCUAUAUAUUUAACUUUUCUAUUUUUAAUUAUGGUAGAGGAAGUAGUACUGUGUAAUAAUUUUACAAUAUACAGGAGAACAUCAAUCAUGAAAUAUCGUUAUAAUGUCUAAUUAUGGUAAUAACAGCGUAUUAUAACUGAAUAGGUUGCAUUAGAAUCACAUUCAACGUUUUUUCCUUGUGAGGUUCGAGGUUAUAAAAUAGUCGUGUUUCUGUUUAUCGUAUUUUAGUAAUAAGGACAAAAAACAGUUAAUCAGUGUGACUUUUCAUUUUUUAUACUUCAUCUUGUAACAUUGGUGUUCACGUGAAAUAGUAAACCAAAUUAUUUAAUUUAUAGUUAAAAGGAAUAUAGGUAUUUUUUUUUAAAUUUCGUUAAUAAAACGUGCAAAAAUUGAAUAGAACAAUAUGAAAGUUCGUUACGUAGAAUGUACUACAUGUGUGUGUAUAUGCACUAUUUUGUUCUUGAAGUGAUCUGUUAAAGUUGAUAUUGCCAUGUCAAAGAUAAAUUGCAAAAAUUGGUAAUUAUUAGAAACAAAGAAGUUACUAUGACGGCAGUAGUUUAAAUUUGCAUACAAAAAAAAUUUACGUAAUAUGCUAUAUGCACGAUUCAAUUACGAGAUUCGUUAUUUUAUGAAUGCAUGUUGCAUGGUCAACUUUUUCCUUUAAGCUUUUUGCAUGAACCAAUCAGAAUUCGCGAAUGUGUCUUAAAAGAAAAUGGCUAACUCGCCAUGUCGCUGGGUUCGAGCGUAUCUUUGCGCGUCGUUUUGUGAACCCCGUAGUCUGCAAUCACGUUGACGUCUGUCGCCAUUUCCUCGCAGGAGGAUUCUGUUCAUUUACCUACUUUCUAAGCUAUGGCAGAAGGGAAUGGAGAGAUAAAAAUGGAAGAGAAGCAAUCUAAGGAGGAAAUGGAAUAUGUAGAAAGAACAGAAGACUAUGCAAAAUUAAUUCAAUAUGGAUUGGAUGAAAAAGUAGCUGCUAAACUGGAUGAAAUUUAUAAGACAGGAAAGUUAGCUCAUGUAGAUCUGGAUGCAAGAGCAUUGGAUGCGUUAAAGGAAUUUCCUGUAGAGGGUGCAUUAAAUGUACUCAUACAAUUUCUUGAAUCUAAUUUAGAGCAUGUAUCAAAUAAAUCUGCAUAUCUUUGCGGUGUAAUGAAAACGUACAGACAAAAAAGUCGAGGUGGACAAGGUACUGGUACCAGCACGACUCCAAAAGCACCAGACGAGGAUAAAAUAAAAAUGAUUCUUGAACGAACUGGGUAUCCAUUGGAUGUGACAACAGGGCAAAGAAAAUAUGGAGGACCUCCUCCAAAUUGGGAAGGUCCAACACCAGGAACUGGUUGCGAGGUGUUCUGUGGAAAAAUUCCAAAAGAUAUGUACGAAGAUGAAUUGAUUCCAUUAUUUGAAAAAUGUGGAAAAAUUUGGGAUUUGAGAUUAAUGAUGGAUCCAAUGGCAGGUUGCAACAGGGGAUAUGCAUUUAUUACUUUUACUAAUAGGGAAGCAGCACAACAAGCUGUUAAAGAGCUCGAUAAUCACGAAAUAAAACCCGGCAAGAAUCUGAAAGUAAACAUUAGCGUUCCUAAUCUACGACUUUUCGUGGGGAACAUACCAAAGUCAAAAGGCAAAGAGGAGAUCUUGGAGGAAUUUGGUAAAUUAACAGCUGGCCUGACGGAGGUGAUUAUCUACAGUUCGCCGGACGAUAAGAAGAAAAACAGAGGCUUUUGCUUCUUAGAGUAUGAAUCUCACAAAGCUGCUUCUUUGGCGAAGCGAAGACUGAGCACUGGCCGAAUCAAGGUGUGGGGCUGCGAUAUUAUAGUCGAUUGGGCUGAUCCUCAAGAGGAACCUGACGAACAGACAAUGUCCAAAGUACGUGUGUUAUAUGUGAAGAACUUGACGCAAGAUUGCUCGGAGGAGAAAUUAAAAGAGUGUUUUGAACAGUACGGUAAUAUCGAAAGAGUGAAAAAAAUCAAAGACUAUGCUUUUGUACAUUUCGAAGAAAGGGAUAAUGCUGUUAAGGCAAUGAACGAAUUAAAUGGAAAAGAGAUCGGAGGCUCUCAUAUAGAAGUAUCUCUGGCGAAACCACCAUCCGAUAAAAAGAAAAAGGAGGAGAUGCUUCGUGCCAGAGAACGAAGAAUGUUUCAAAUGUUACAAGGUCGUAGCGGAGGUUCCCCGUCGCAUCCGAGCAUGAUGGGAGGACCGAUGCCAAUUCGAGGACCUGGUCAGGGUCCUCGAGGUACUGGUGCAGGUAUGCGAGGACAGAUGGGACGAGGUGAUUAUGAUUAUGAUUACGACUAUUACGGUUAUGGGGAUUAUCGAGGUGGCUACAGUGAUCCAUAUUACGAUGACUAUUAUCGAUACGAAGAUUACUAUUUCGAUUACGCGCCGCCUCCGCCACCUGCCAGAGGGAGAGGCAGGCAGCCUCAACCGGCUGGACGUGGUCGUGGAGUAGUCCCGCGUGGCCGAAUCGGUGGCCCGCAAGUCCGUGGGCCAGUCAGGGGGGGACGCAACCCCGCAACUUCAGGGGCCCGUGGGGUCCAGCGGCUGUCCGCUCGUGGGGGGGUCCGCGCCAAGGGAAGUUUACCAGGUGAGGAUGCAGGUAAACGAAAAUUUGACGGGGGUCACCAGAACCAGGGGGAAUCUAAGCGUCGCUUCCAGAGCAACUGGGGAAACCAACCCCUCGCUCAGCAACCACUGGGCAAUGCGUACGGAUUGGCGAGUGUGAAUGGUGGCAGUGGUGGUGGUGGCGGCGGUGACAUUGGAUUUGGAGGCAGGACCGCUACGCUCGGCGGUAUUUCCAGUGACGACCACGAGUGGUAUCAAGACUCUUACCAAUCGUGGAGCUAACUUCUGCAAGUUUGUGAGUGAACACGCACGCACGUACGUAAACACGCACGCACGCACGCACGAACGAACGAACGAACAAACAAACAAAUGACGGAUAAACUAUGAGAAAAGCGAUAAAAAGCAACGGAAAACCAACUGAACUAAACUUAAAAAAAUUAUAUAUAUAUAUAUAUAUAUAUACAUAUAUAUAUAAAAAAAAAGGUAAUAUAAUUGUGAAAGAAGAGCGAGGAGCGCAUAAUAAGCGAUAGAAGAAAUGAUUACGGUAGAGAAAGAUUUGAAACGAAGGAGGAUAUAAUCCACUUAUAUAUAUAUAUAUGCUAUUUAUUAUAUCGAUCUGGUAAUUGUACAUGUUUUCGUACGUAUUCAGUCAUCGGAUGGACAAGACAAGUAGGAAAAAAAAAAAAUAUGCGUAAAGCGUCGUGCGCUCGGCGUCACCACCAUCGCCCGCUAUUGUUGUGAUUAUGUAUACAGUGAUGUGCCACUGGGACUAAUUAUUACAUCGGAGUGACCACCCAACAACCCACCCCGUACUACUAUUAUUAUUAUUAUUAUUAUUAUUGCUAUUAUUAUUAUUAUAAUUAUAAUAAUAAUUAUUAUUAUUAUUAAUGUUAUUAUACAUAUACGUAUAUGUAUGCAUAUAUAUGCGUGUGAAUGUGGGAUGUGUGCGUUCUGUCUAUAUACGUGAAUGUUUUAUAUACAUCGUAUGUAUGAACAUUACAUAUAAUGUAUAUAUCGCAUACGCGGAUAGGCAAACGCAUAUACAGCCUCGUAUGAUCCUGUGUAUGUACGCCUCUGAGAGUACAUGCGAGCAUGUAUGGUACGUAUGGAUGUAUGUCGGACGUUGUACGGAUGCAUGUCCGCGUAUAUAUGAAUGCAUAUAUGUAUAUUAAUUUUUAAGUACUACUACAUUGUCACAUUGUUUACUGCCAAGUGAUACACGAAGAUCAGCGAUGUUGACGUUAGGAUUGUGAUGGCUUGUACUAAUUAAGAGAAAUCAGUGAAGCCUGCGAUUUUAUUAUUGCUGCGGUUCAGUGUUGCAAGUAUACGUGUGUAAGAGAACGCGUGUGUGUGCGUGUGUGUGUGAGCGUAAAGGAUAGCGAUCGAAGGAAGAGAAAAGGAAUCGAUAGUAAAGUUUAAGAUAAAAGUAUAGACGAAAGAACUCGAGUAACCAGGGAAUUUAGUGUAAUGAUAUAAUGGAAGUGGACGACGGUGGACGACGGCAGACGAUACGGGAAAGAAAGGCGAUGCAAGAAAGUUAAGGAAGAAUGAAUGGCGGUAGUAGGAUGUUGCGAUAGAGUUGUGACGCGUGAAUGAGAUAUUGCAAGUAUCGAUAUAGUGAUAAAUUUGAAUAAUUUUUGUAAGGUUGAGGAAGGUGGAACUGCGCGUGUACGUUUUAUGCUGCGCGUGCGCAUACUUGCGCACGCAUACGCGCAUGCGUACACGCGGCCGUGCGCGAAUGUACGGUGUGUCGUGUAUGCGUGGAGCGCGCCAAGCGCCGCUAGACCUUCUAUUGUUGGUCUAUAAUGUGUACAGUCAGUGAAACUAUUAUUAUUAUUAAGGGUCAGGCGGGUUUUAUGGAAGUAGGAACUGAAAGGUUUAGGAAUCAACGGUUCUGCAGACAUUUAUCGCAUUCGAUCGGUUAUAAUUACGAAAUAACGCGUCAGACGGAAGAACGAAACUUUAAUCGAGACAAAAUUGUUUGUUAAGUACCGCGCAUAUGUGUAAUAUUUGUUUUUUUUUUUUCUUUUUUUUCGGUGGUAGUGUUACAAGAGCGGAAAUUAGUCGAAAUUUUAAAUGAUGUUUGUUGUUUCUUUGCUUCUUCGUGUUCUUUUUUUCUUUCUUUUCUUUUCCUUUUCUUUUUUUUUUUUAAAUCUGAGAACGAAACAAAGAACCGUUGAAUACAUACAAACGAGUGUACGGGAUGAAUAGAAAAAAAAAGCAUAGCUUAUAUGUUUCGUUUUCCUUUUUUUCUUUUUAAAUCUUAAAAUUUUACUUUCAAAAUUUUUAUGUUACGUUUCAUCGCGUGAUUCGUGCAACGCUAAUGCGCGCUCGCGCAAAUCUUUUUAGAUAACGACUGACUACUGAAAUUUGAUAAUGAUAGUCACGGAUUGAUUUAGGAUGUGUAAAGUAAACGCAACGUUUACAAAUGCAUGAACGCAUACAGCACACAUUUUGAGUGUUGACUCGUUGUUAUUGUUAGCCUGUUAGUUAAUUAGUAAGAGUUGUAAGUGCGGGCUUAUAGUUGGUCCCUGUCCCUGGAGCCCAGACACCCCCCUGUUCUGGAGAAUAUUUGAAAAGGAAAUAUAAGCAGAAGCUUGAUACCAUUUUACACGCAAACCCCCCAAACUUAUUACGAUGAAAAAGGUAGAAAGUUGAACAAUUAAUGAGAAACAUUAAAAUUCGUUUGUAACGAAGCGACUGCAUAUCACCGUAUUGUUCUAUCGUGUAGCAUGAGAAAACGAAUCAGCACAUACAUCGGCUCUGUUUGAAUAUUACAUACAUAUGAAAAAAAAAAAGAACCAACGUACAUAAACACACAUACACAUGUACAAGUAGAUACCAGAAAAAUGCAGUUUCAUAUGGAAGCGAUAGAAAUUUCAAUACGUAAGAAAAAUGAAAAACAAAAAAAAAAAAAGAAAACACGAAUUCUGUCCACUGAGUUUUGAAACAAUCGAUUUUCAAGAACGAAUAGCUUUGAAAGCGAUCGAUUAGUUGAAAACUUAUCGCAUCGAUGAGCAUUUUGUUACAUUAUUAUUAUUAUUAUUCGCUUUUUACUUAAACUUCAUAUUUCUUUGCCAUCGAUACUAAUAGCGAUGAUAUGAUAACUGUAACAUAAAGAUCGAAGGCCCCUUACUUUUACUUCCUGUCCCCAGUCAUGCGGUCAUUGUCUAACGGAAAGAAGCAACCGGGAGUGUGAGCGGGAGAAAUAGAAGAAAUCGAAUUUAAGAGUGAAAGUGAUCGAUCGGGUGAGAGGGAGAGAAAGAGAGAGAGCGAGUGAGAGGGAGGAUGAUGGCAAGGAUGGUUGGAUGGAAGGGAAGAAAAGGGAUUGAAGCGAAUGAAAGCAAAAGGAAGAUAGAAAAAAAGGAGCCAGCAGUUGAAAAAAGAAAAAAACAGAAACCGAUAUUUUACCUGUACUGGUUAAAUAUUAUUGCCUUUUAUUCCUUUAGUCCUCCUCCUCCUCCUCCUCCUCCCCCUUCUCCUCAUCUCCUAUAAACUCUUCAUUAUUCACUUACCAUAUUUUAUACCUACCUAUUCUACUUACCUACACAUGUCCUAUUUAUAAAAUCAUACUAUCGAGGAUAUAAUAAUAUUAAUAUUAACGAUACGAUAAGGAUAAUAUUGCUAAUUAUACUGAGUGGAUUUUUGUAACACAAUAACAUUUCAAUAUAAAUUCUGGUUUUCCUUCGAAAUUUGUAGUAAAGGAAGAUUAUAUACAUAUAUACGAAGCAGGCAGGCAGGCAGGUAGGAAACAAAGAUGCAAGCGAGAAAGAAAGAAAGAAAGAAAGAACGGACGAACGAAAGAAAGAAAGAAAGAAAGAAAGAGAGAAAGAAAGAGGGAAAAAAAGGAAACAAAUUCAGCUUGCGGGGGCAAGGAAGCAUAACCUGGCAAAAGCAGAGGCAGUUCACGGUGACGAGACUUUAGACUGAUCUAGGUACUAGCGUUACGAUAUUGGCCCUACCCCAGCCUUAAGGUGCCCCAACAAUUAUAUCAUUUACCCUCUUUGCGCUAUUUUAUACUUUGACCGGUGUGUGGCAGCUGGGGUGCCUGGGGGGUUAUCGGUCGCAUUUAGGAUAAAAUGCACCACUGUGGCUGACAAUGCAGUAGCCACGCGCGCCCUUUUACCCGGUCAUUGACCUAAUUCGCGGCACACAUCCUUGGGAACUUGACUCUUUUUUGGUUGGCCCGUGUCAAGCGGAUGUUGUGUGAUUUUUGGGUCGCUCAAUUUAUGUUAAUAACGGCCCAAAGAUGUGUUUUUUAAUUAUAUAUAAAAUAUAUUAUAUAUUAUAUUCCUGCGAAUAUGCAUUUUGUGACGUGAUGUUAUAUAGCACUAAUGAGGAAAACAAAUAACAAACGAUAAACAAACAAAACAAGCAAACACAUAAAACAAAAAAAAAAGGAUAAAAAAAUAUGAACAAUUGUGUACGAAAAGAAAAUGAAAGAAAAAAUGUUUAAAAAAAAAAAUAACGAAAUACGUAACACUAUUCACACGAAUAUAAACGGUUUAUGUUUCUCGCGCCACAUGCCACAUGUCAGCUCCAUGGCUAUAAAAAAGAAAAAAAAGUUUCUUACAAAUUUCUUACGACCAAAUUCUUCUAUCGUUAGUAAUUGCGUUUUCAGAUUAUUAAUUCUCUUUUUUUUUUUUUUUAAUUAUUCAUCUUCCAAUUGCUUUGCUUUUUUUAAUUCCCGCAAUUUUAAAAGUUGCCCAUAAUUUUAGUGUGACGUAGUUGAACAUAAUAAUUAUCGAUGAAUUUAAAAACGAUGUUGAAACGGUUCCUUUUUUUCGGGCUAGGAGCUUGAUUUAAAGUGUCAAAGAUUUUUGUGUAUGACCAGAUGUAUUCUACAUGUCUCAAUAAACAGUUGUAUGUGAAUUACCUUUCUUAAA
This is a messenger RNA of Osmia bicornis bicornis, 7498 nucleotides long. It is a transcript of the gene Syp, whose product is annotated as heterogeneous nuclear ribonucleoprotein R. The transcript has 12 exons. The coding region runs from base 906 to 2894 and encodes 662 amino acids. The record is from RefSeq and is a predicted model, not a curated record. Gene Ontology annotation, molecular function: mRNA binding. Gene Ontology annotation, cellular component: ribonucleoprotein complex; nucleus. NCBI's taxonomy places the organism in Eukaryota, Metazoa, Arthropoda, Insecta, Hymenoptera, Megachilidae.